Molecule: messenger RNA, 1740 nt
Organism: Aspergillus aculeatus ATCC 16872
Lineage: Eukaryota; Fungi; Ascomycota; Eurotiomycetes; Eurotiales; Aspergillaceae
Exons: 1
Coding region: 1-1740 (579 amino acids)
Source: RefSeq, a predicted model, not a curated record
AUGUCUCGAUUCACCACCACCAAGAGUCUUUACGACCAGGCUCAGAUCUGCGACGCAAUGCUCCAGGAGCUGGUCAGCCACCGGGUGCAGAGAACCCUUUCGUUCGCGGACGUCCACAACACAUUCCGACGCUUUGUCAAGGAGUCUCGUUUCCUGACGAGCAAGAAAGCAUCGGUGAGAUACCAAGCUAAGCACCCGACGACCAUGGAUCUAUUCACCUAUCUGUUCAGGCUCAUCCGCGUCAACCUUCUGGUGCUUUUGGUUAGGAAAGCCCCGCGGGUCACCUUUUUAGAGAACGUGUACAACUUCAUCAACAAGAUGCGGGUGCAUCUGCUCACCUCCGCUGCGCGGAGCAAACAAGGGCACGGCGGCAAAAGCAAACAUCGCCCCCGGAAGCAUGAGGAGGACCCUUCCAUGUUCUCAGUGUUGGAUACCGAUAACAACGACGUGACAGCUCGAUUCAAGGACUUCGUGUUCCGCAUCAUCAAGCAGAUGUUUCCCCGCGUCGACUCCAAGCUUCACGUUCGUAUCGGGACAAGGCUGGUCGACAGCCGCAUCGCCAUCGGGUAUCACCAGCACAAACAUUGCGGACGAAGCCGGGGGUCGAGUAGCAAGCGGAAGACGGUUCGUUGUGAAAGAAAGCGACGACUGAGGGACAUGCCCGACGUAUUCGCGUGGCCCCCAAUGCCGCGAUGCAAAGACGGUGAGCCCGAGUUCCGAUGCCCCUACUGCAUGGUUUACUUCCCGGUCGGGGAAUUCGAUGAGGCCCGGUGGGAGGAUCACGUUCUGCAAGACGUGCGACCCUACCUGUGCCUCUGGGGCUCGUGCUCCAGCGUCUUCAGCAGCAUGAAGGCAUGGAUCAAGCACAUGGACGACCACCGACGCGCAAGCGCGAGUGGGCAAGCCCAUGCGCUCGAGCAGUGUCCUUUCUGUGGUCUCCGGGAGGAAGACCACGGCUUUGAAGGACACGGGAAUGGGGGCCUCUUGCGGCAUAUUGCGGGCCACCUCGACUACCUUGCUCUGCUUGCUCUUCCCGGGCCAAUGGAUACGCUGUUGAAGAUGCAUCUCCGAGGGAGGAGGAUCGGCAUCGAGCAGUACGAGUCUGCCGAUGACGCCAGAGGGAGGCAACGCAGCCGCUGCGACCUAGCUGCAUUGGGCUCGGCUGUUGGCGAUGUAAGUUCUCGUAGUCCUAGCCCUCUACGGAUCCGUGAUAGAGAUUCUUUGAUGGUGGAACUGGACCGCAGCUCGGUCCGCGGAGGAGAUCCGCAAGGAAACCCGGAAGGAGAACACCACGGUGAACAGGAGCCUGGUGUAGAGUAUGAAAGGAACCCUUUCAGGAAUCCGGCCGAAGAUGAGUCCUCAGAUGAGGAACCCGGGGACCAUCCCGAUCUGGAUUUCGACGAAGAUGAAGAGGAGCAUGACGACGAUCAGCCAGAACAGGAGGUUGUAAACGCCCCUGAAGGAAUUCCCCUAGAAGCCCAGGAAGAGCGCCCCCAAUCCCCAAAAGAGGACCUGGAAGAUCAACCUGAUGCAAACCCCUCUGAAAUAAACCCAGAGGCGGACCUGGAAGAAGAAUUUGAAGGCUCCGACGCUGAAGAGCAGGACCGAGCGAGUAGCCCUGAUGAUGAUGAUGAUGAUGAUGAUGAUCCUGAGGCAGGACCUCAAGGGACGCUUGACGAUAGCCGUCGGAAAAGCCGAAAAAGUAAGAUACCCAAGCUCAGAAAGAGCCCCUUCACCUGA